AGAACGAGCAAUACGAAGUGCGAACCGAGCAGUAAGGAGAUUUUCUCAGUUAUUUUCUGUGAUUCUACGAGUGUAAUUAAUUUGUUUGAAAGGGAAAAAAUGUCGCUGCUACCAUUCGUAUUUGGGUACGAAUCGCCGCGCUACCGCCACCACUGGCCUAGCCGGCUCCUCGACCAAGAUUUCGGCUUGUCAUUGACACCGGACGACAUGCUUACAGUUGUUGCGACGCCUAUGAUGUCGUCAGACUACUACAGACCUUGGAGGCAGCUAGCGGCCGCAGCGAGAGACAUCGGCUCCAGCAUCAAAGCCGACAAGGACAAGUUCCAGAUCAACUUGGACGUGCAGCAUUUCGCGCCUGAAGAGAUCUCGGUGAAGACCGCGGACGGGUUCGUGGUGGUGGAAGGCAAGCACGAGGAGAAGAAGGACGAGCACGGGUACAUCUCGCGGCAGUUCGUGCGGCGGUACGCGCUGCCUGAAGGCGCGACGCCGGACGCCGUGGAGUCGCGGCUGUCUUCAGACGGCGUGCUGACCAUCACGGCGCCGCUGAAGGUGCCCGAGGCGGUCAAGGGUGAGCGGAAGGUGCCCAUUGCGCAGACAGGACCUGUGCGCAAGGAAAUCAAAGACCAGAGCGAGGGGGAAAAGAAAUAAAAUACCUAAUGAAUGUAUUAUUUUCCUUUAUUUUUAAGACUGAUAAUUUACUCAUUAUGUGACUCUUCUAGAUUCAUAUUUUUUUAAUAUUCCUGUAACUUUUAUUUUUAAAUAAAUUGAAGUUACCAUAAUUUUAA
Molecule: messenger RNA, 785 nt
Organism: Amyelois transitella
Lineage: Eukaryota; Metazoa; Arthropoda; Insecta; Lepidoptera; Pyralidae
Product: protein lethal(2)essential for life-like
Exons: 1
Coding region: 100-648 (182 amino acids)
Biological process (GO): protein refolding; response to heat
Molecular function (GO): protein folding chaperone
Source: RefSeq, a predicted model, not a curated record